This is a messenger RNA of Lachnellula hyalina, 786 nucleotides long. RefSeq names its product 2,5-dichloro-2,5-cyclohexadiene-1,4-diol dehydrogenase. Lineage: Eukaryota; Fungi; Ascomycota; Leotiomycetes; Helotiales; Lachnaceae. The coding region runs from base 1 to 786 and encodes 261 amino acids. The record is from RefSeq and is a predicted model, not a curated record. The transcript has 2 exons.
AUGGAAGUACCCGAGGCGGAAGUUUUCCCUUUGCUGAAGGGCAAAGUCGCCAUCGUGACGGGCGGUUCGCAAGGCAUGGGCAAAGCCACUGCCUCAGUAUUUUUGAGAGCUGGUGCCAAAGUCGUCAUAGCCGACAUCAAAGAGGAAGAGGGUCAGAAAACAGUCUCCGAAUUGUCUCAAUAUGGGGAAAUCCUAUUCGUCAAAGCCGACAUCUCCAAGUCAGAAGAAGUUCAGAGCCUCGUGGCUCAAACGGUAGCCAAGUUUGGAAAACUUGAUGUGGCAGUCAAUAAUGCUGCUCUGUCACCAGACAACUCGCCACUUGUUGACUUUGAAGAGGGUUAUUUCAGGAAGACCAUCGAUAUCAACUUGACAGGUUCGGCUUUGUGUUGCAAGUGGGAGAUGCAGCAGAUGAUCAAGCAAGGCACAAAGGCAUCUAUCAUCAACAUUGCUUCUAUCAAUGCUUUCAAGCCACAGCCAAACAUGCCAGCCUAUACGCUCGCAAAGCAUGCUAUCAUUGGGUUGACUAAACACGCUGCGAUGGAAGGUGGACAACAUGGAAUCCGUGUGAACACUAUUGCUCCUGGAGCUAUCUAUAGUGACAUGUCGGCGGCGGCAUUGAAAAUUAUGGGAACAACGGUGGAAGAGUUUGCUCCGAAUGUGAGCUACCUGAAUAGAUUUGGACUGCCUCAUGAGGUUGCACAAGCCUCGCUCUGGUUAUCUUCGGACAAUGCGUCCUAUGUCACUGGAAUUUGUUUGCCUGUUGAUGGAGGAUUCACGGCCAAAUAG